AGCGACCGAUAUUCUCUCUCAACGUUUGGGGCCUUUCGGGCUCGAAAAAGUAAGUACAAAAGCACGCUAUCUUCUAGAAAAUAAAUGACCCUCUAGCGAUAGCGUUUUGGACGAUUUUUUAGCUUUACCACUGAACAACGCCGGCGCUCAGAUCGGCCUGCAGUAAACAAAACUCUACUUGAUAUUACAGAUACAGCGUACUGAAAAGUUUAAGUGAGCACCCGAAUAUAUCUUUAUCUUCUUCCGUGAUAGUAUAGUGAUUCUCAACAAACCUAUUCUUUUUUGGCAACGGUUUUGCACCGAUUUUGGUUCCUUGCCGAAGGUAGGUGCAGCACUCGUGUUUCUUUCCUGCAUCAAAAACCGCCCACGUAAAACCAGUGUUUGUGUUAGUCGUGUUACUGUUCGAACCCGUGAAAGUAGUCCAAAUACAAAUUGUAGGACAUUUUGUGUCACAUUUCAUAGAACUAGUCGAGGCUUCAGAAGUGUAUUUGAUAGAACCGCGAUAUCAACGUAUUAUUUUUGCAUUCCCAGGAAAAAGUACUACAGUUUCAAUUUAGCUUUUCUUUGGUCUUACGAACGCUUUUAGCGCAAAAAAGAUAGACCUGACUGAACUAGUUCAAGUUCCAAUCUGUGCCGUACAAUUUCAGCAGCAGUUUCAGAUAGAAGCAAACGCAGAAUAGGGCGAAAAUUGGAGCAAGCAGUCGUAAACAGUGGAGAGAUGUACUACUAGAAUCAAGAUGGCAGGACAACUAAACUAGACCUAGGUUUGACAGAGGCGCAACGAAGAACCGAAACGAGAAAAGACGACAAGAUGGCAGCUACUUUUCAUCACCGUUUGCAUUGCACUAAAGCCCUGACGACCACCUUCGCGUAGAAGCUUCACCAGCUCCGUUAAAGACGCCUACACAUUUUUCUCUUCGGAAUCUGUGCUGGUCGGAGCAGACAGAAAUCACGCGGCGUGCAAGAAUCUUUUGCGAGUAUACAUCGGCAUCCAAACAACGACUUCAAACAGAACUUGAUUCUAAAGUAACUCUCCUUGGAGAGCCUGUAACUUUAUCUUCCUGGUACAGGAACGCACACGAUCACGACUACAAUCGUGGCGGUAUCACCGGAUUGCACGACGGCACCCAGAACUACAACACACAAGGACGAAGAGAAGAGCAGUACUUACUUACGACACCGAGGAGCUGCAAUCCAUCGCAUCUGUAGACGUCGUAGUCGAGAAAUAAGCUUCGCCCGUCACCGCCGUGCAGAUUAUCGAGCAAAAGGAAUCGGUGGGCAGGACCUGAUAGGGAGCAGUAGAACUUGUGAAAACAACAACAAGAAGCUUCCAACGUUUACAACUAGUACACCUGAUACUAGCUACACCCGACUAUAAUUUUUAUAUCCUUAGCCAUGGCAGCAGCCGUUCAAGAGAACAACCAGCAGAAGCAAAACUGGGGGGACAUGAGCAGUGACGAGGAGCACAACCUCCAGCCUCAGUCCGCGGCCCAGCAAGCCCCCGGCGGCGGUGGUCUCCAGACUGCUUCUACGGUCUUUUCCAACGCUGACUCCACCUCUGUGCCGACAAUCGCGUCCACGAAAACCGCCUUGGUGAAGGGACAGCGUUGGGCCGAUGUUUCUUCCGAUUCCGAAGUCGAGGAAAUUGCACCUCCCUCCCGGACUAUGACACAGCUGUCCUCGUCUCCCAAUGGUUUGGGGAAUACCGGUUCGACCACAACGUCGUCGAACAACAAUAAUAAUCAUAAAACAGCGUCUAAAUCGGGGUGGAAAGACUGGAAAUCGGAUUCGAAAGGAGAGUGGAAGGAUUGGGACAAGGACAACAAUAGUAAACAAGCGGACUACAAGAAGAAAAAGUGGACGGACCAAGAAUGGAAAGAGUGGAAGGAAUGGAAAGACAGCAGUAAAGACCACAAUAACUCCAGAUUGUCAGAAAGGACAAGCUCUUACUACAGCAAAAACGACACAACUUCCACCGGAGGUGGUGCCGGUGGAAAUAACAGCGGCGGUGGGUACAACAAUAAAACGAAAGAAGGCCGGGAUUCCUUCAGCCGGCGGAGUAGGAAGGGGGAAGGGAAAGACGGUAGUUCCUCGAAAGAAGGAAAACAAGAUCUUAAGCGAGUCAGCUCCUCUACUUCCAAACACGAUAGUAACACUGGCAGUACUAGAAAAUCCGAGGGAAAAAGUACCGAGAAAGGGAAGGGAAAGAGAAGUAGUAAGAAGGGGAGUAAGGACGGAAAAGACAACAGUAGCGCAGCUGCUGCUGACGCAAAUUAUGGAGGCUCCGACAUGAUUCCGCCGGAAAAAGAUAACAUUUCCCGCACCGUGUCUACGAAGCGAAAGACCCGGGAGAUUGGCGAGGACGAAGAUUGGUCUGCCGACGAGGAAGCGGUAAUACCCGCGGCUCUGCGGCGGACAGAAACGGAAGAGCCGGCAAAGGAGACGAAAAAGGGGACUAGCGGAUAUUUUGGUAUAGUUUGAUAAAGCUAGAAGUACGUAAAACAUAAAGGAGUGCUCAAAUUCGUUGCCUUUAUCUCCAUGAGAGGACUGAGCGUCAUAAUUUUGCUUCAUCUGCAUGACAAAUCUAGUAAAUCGCCUUCGAAAAAUUUAUCAAUCAAAGGUCGAUUCGGGAUGGUGGAAUCCUCCGAUGAAGAGGACGACGAGGACGCGGAGGAGCGAGAUUCCGACGGUGAAUCUGAGGAAGAGCAGGAGGCUGCGUCGUCCGACGAGGUAAUAGUACAAAAACUUUUUGUGUUUACUACUUUGUCAUGCAGCUUGGUUCGCGAAACCGAAAUAUCUACGGUUUGUCUUGUCAUGCGAAGAAUUGGAAUUCAAACUGGACGAUGACGGCGACGAUUCUGAGAAAUCGAAAUAGAAGUUCGCUCAGCACACUAUCUAACAACACUACCAGGCCGAGGAUGAGGAUGCGGAGGAAGAGCAGGAAGCCGCUUGUUCCUCGGAAGUAGUAGAGCCAGGCGAAAAUAAACAAGAAGCUGCAGUAGACACGACCACUACUUCCAGCAAGAAUAACCAGGACGCUACUAGUUGUACUACAACUUCUAUCACAGGAAAAAAGUGUUACAGUUACACAUUUGUUGGAGUUUGUGCAUCACAAAGUUGCUCGACAUAGCAAAGAAAACCUGUGAUGCGCAGACUAUAAGGGAAAACACGAGUGAAAUGAUGCUGGCAAGCAUUUCCUGCAUGACAGAGGUUGUCUGUCAUGCUGGGCCUGCAACACAAUGUGUAACUGUAACACUUUUUUCUCCGGAUAACUUCGGAUAACAAAAACGCCGACGCGCCGACACCCACGACUGCCGCUGGGAAGAAGAAGGGCAAGAAAGUAUCAAAAGGAAAAAUCCCCCCUCCCCAUAUCGAAAACGAAAUUUGUGAUGCUGUAUUUGAGUACACAAAUCGACUUGUAAUGAUAGAAGGCCAGGAGACGCACCUGUGGCCUCGGUUGCAGGCAAUUUGUCAUGCUGUCUCCCACUUCCAGCUGCCCCCUGUCAUGCUGAAGAUGCAAGGCUUUCCCACGCCAACCAGCACUACAGUCCGCAUCUUUUCCCUUCUAGCAUGACAAAUUUGAUUUGUGACCACAAAUCUGCAUCACAAAUUUCUAGUUUGAGUAUGGGGUGGGGGGAUUUUUCACUUUGAUAGAAAGCAAAGGCGGCAAACGAAGACGAAGAUUUAGACGCGAUUUUAGCGGAACUGGGGAUGGAAGAACAGAAGGGUAUUCGUUUGUUUCUCGUUAGUUUUUGUUUUGUUUUUUUCAGAAAAUAUUACUGAUGCACGAAUUAUACGAAGUUGAUGAAUCAACAAAACGAAAAGAGGCUGCAAAUCACAAAAUAAACGAUAACUUAACUGCAAAAUAACUACACCUAGGUGCUGAUCCGAAGGACACUUCCACACCAAAGGCCGAGGAACAGUUGUCCACUCCUGAGCUGCUCAAGGACAACAUCGAGGACGAGACAGAAGGCGCUGGCGAGCAGGUUUCGAAAAACAAGAAAAAGAAGAACAAAAAGAAGGCCGCAGCUUCCAAGGACAAUAAUACAGACACCAAUACGUCAACUUCCCCUGCUGACGAUACCGCCGGCGGUGGUGUGGUGGAGCAGACUCCGAGCACAACUUCGGAGGCCAUCGCGGCAGUAAAGGCAAUAUCAAAUGCAAAAAUGUCUGGGGGUGGAAGAUUUUGAGAUUUGUCACGUUUGUCUGGCAUGACCAAAAAGUUUGUGAUGCCUGUCCAAGAAGAGACCCUUUUGCCUGUCAUGCAAAAACGCAGUUUGUCAUGCGAAAAACGCAACACAAAGAAGCGCAGAUAUUUCUCAUGCUUGCCUGUGCAUUACAGAGCAUUCACUAUUCCCAACGCAGCAUUACAAGUUUCCAGCCCCAGACAUUUUUGCAGUUGAUAGGCAAAGCUGAAGAAAACCAGCUCCGUGUCAAAGGAAAAAUCCGCAGCGGACAUAGCCAAAGAAGAGGCACUGAAGAAAAAAGCAAAAAACAAAUCCAAAAAGUAGAUGUAGCCGGCGGAACAGAUGCAGCUCAAGAUGAAAUCAAGCUACUUUUUCUUUUUCAGUGUCGAAAAAAUGAAAUUGUCUCUCUAUACUAGAAAGGUGAAGUGUAGUCAAGAAGCAUGAAGUUAUCUUGACCGCGACCGAGAAUGCGACUUCGCAUUUAUUUUCAAACGGUUCUAUUUGUUGUCUUUCGAUUUUCAGUUUACACACCUUGGUCUAUUUCAAUCCUGUUUGUAUAUCACACUCGAACUUUAACGGUCGCAUGAAAUUCUGUUUUACGUUAUUCUGUUUUACUGUCUUUUGCUCUUGCUCUAUUACACACACUUUCUGAUAUUGUUUGUUUGACAUUGACACCCGUCUAAUUUUCAACACUUUGACUUUCACUUUCUCUAGUCGGACUAGCAUUAGUAUCAUUGUUACACGACUUUUUUAUGCUGCCAAACAGGUUGUUAUUGUUUCAACUUUUGUCGCGUAUGAAACUUUAUGUACUUACUUAUCUACACAGGGCUUUGACGUGGCAGUUCCGCUUGUAUGUAUUGCCAUCUCGGGCUGUAUUGCCUUUGAGACCUCGGAAAUAAAACAAAACUCAAGUCGCACUCCUCCUCGUACUUGAGUACUAGUAAGUACUACUCCCUCCCUCAGAAGGGUAAAGGCCCACCCUUUACCUUUCCUAUGCAAUUAAACGAAGAUGAUCAAGAUGGGGAGCAAGAAGAGCUCGCGCACCUUGAUCGACUUUUACGUAUCAACAUAACACUCUCCUGAAGAAGAUGAAAAACAACAACACAACGGCCUCACUGGGUAAGAACUCAGAAGCUGCGGCACAGGUGCUCGGGGUCCGCCAUUGAGGAAGACAAAGAACACAAAAAUGGAACAAUUCUUGAAAACGCGGUGAAUAAAUAAAAAGAACAACUAUUUAGAACACCAGACUGACAAGCUGUUUUAGUUUUUUAGGCAGCUCUGAGACAACGACAUUGAAACACAAGAUGACCGUACAGAGGCAGGAUGUGCAAUUAUCUAUCACUUCAAGUCAUGGAUGACACACCCACCCAGGGCAGAUUAUUCGAGGGAAGAGUUAUGCUAUGUAUCAGAUAGGAUAAUUUUGAUAUCCGAAGCCGAACAAGCCAGUGCUCUUUUAACGAAUGAAAACUUUCAGUAUAACUCAACGAAGUUCAUCAUCCCUCAAAAAUCCGGAAAGCUUUCCAACUCUCCGAGUGGGGC
Messenger RNA from Amoebophrya sp. A120, 5726 nucleotides. Lineage: Eukaryota; Dinophyceae; Syndiniales; Amoebophryaceae. The record is from the annotation of a GenBank genome assembly.